AUGUCGGUGUUUUCCAGCGGCCUCGCUUCUCGUUUCCAAGCGUCAUUCGAUCGUGUACCACAUGUAGUAAUCGGCAAGGCAGUUCCUCACGUGCAUUUUGCAUUCUACGUCCGAUUUCUGACGAUCAAUUCCAGGCUGGUUGUUCUCAAGGAUUUGCAUGGAAGCGCUGCUUCUGUGGGACGUUCAAAUGCGAGCAGUCGAGAGCCCUUUAGCCUUAUGAAAUCAACAACUCGAUACCAAGUUCCUGCUGAAGGCGCCUUUUGGCACACUCGAGAAGCUGGAGACCAUCAUAAGCUAAACACUCGCGGCGUACAGGGCACGUGCAUUUGGGGCUCCACCGGUUACACGCGAGGUUAUUCGCGAGGUGAACCCCAUGGUCUCGACAGUCGCCGCAAGAUUCGGAAAACCGUCGUAACUCGGAAGUUCUUUGUAUUUGAGUGCUCCAAAAAGAUCAUGAAUCAGAUUCACCUUGAGAUAUUUCACCCGCCGAAACUGGCGUAUAGGAUAAUAAUAACAAUGUGCAAGCCCUUCGACGAACCAGCGACAUGCAUGUCUCAACGGUUUCGGCAAGAGGGUUACAUCGCAGACUUGUCGAUGACGAGCACUUUGAGCGAAGGCAUACGUUCAAAAUUUCGUUUUCGAGUAACUCGCAAUGGUCAAAGUGCGCCUCGACAAGUGAGAGGAGAUAAGGGAAACUGUCUCCCUCGAGUCUGA
This is a messenger RNA of Colletotrichum costaricense, 714 nucleotides long. RefSeq lists its product as uncharacterized. Bases 1 to 714 code for a protein of 237 amino acids. Lineage: Eukaryota; Fungi; Ascomycota; Sordariomycetes; Glomerellales; Glomerellaceae. The record is from RefSeq and is a predicted model, not a curated record. The transcript is spliced from 3 exons.